Molecule: messenger RNA, 210 nt
Organism: Rotaria sp. Silwood2
Lineage: Eukaryota; Metazoa; Rotifera; Eurotatoria; Philodinida; Philodinidae
Source: the annotation of a GenBank genome assembly
AUGGUUAAUAAUGUAACAUUAAAUGAACUAAUAAAGAAAAAACCAAAACGAUUUGCAGAAGAUUUUGAAGCUGGAAAUCUUAGUGAUGGAUUUGAUAAUGAAUAUGAUGAUGAGUUAAACAAAUAUUUGAAACAACGUAUUGAUACAGAAUCAAUUGAUGAUAAUCCAUUAUCAUUUUGGUAUCAAAAUCAAUUUACCUAUCCUAUUUAG